Cyprinodon tularosa is the source of this 1424-nucleotide messenger RNA. It is a transcript of the gene selenou1a, whose product is annotated as selenoprotein U 1a. The transcript is spliced from 7 exons. NCBI's taxonomy places the organism in Eukaryota, Metazoa, Chordata, Actinopteri, Cyprinodontiformes, Cyprinodontidae. The record is from RefSeq and is a predicted model, not a curated record.
UUUUUCGAUUAAGGUGCCUGUGCUGCGGAUCGAUUAGUUCGCCUAGUCUCGGUGGUGUUAUGACUGAACCAGCUUCUGUUUGGAGCGACGUUUCGUGAGUCCUAAUUGAAUAUUGCAUGUAAAAUUUGAAGUGAAAUCGUGCGUAGGUGUGUAGUGAGAGGCUCAGACUUUCCUCCACCAUGCUGGCUCUGUCCAGAUGUUCGCCAGCUUUGAGUUGGAGGCUUCCUCCGUGUUGCUCGGCUCUCCUUCUGGCGAGCUCUUCCAUCACAGCCGGCCCCCAGUUUCUAACAAGCCAGAUCUCUCAGUUUCACCAAAGCAAAGCCAGAGCAAGUCCAGAUCCAAACAAGAUCACAUCAGUGUCUGGUCUGGAGAGCGAGCUGCUGGAAAUGGGGAUGUGGUCCCUGGGUAUCGGAGCUGUCGGAGCUGCUCUGGCUGGGAUAUUCCUGGCCAACACAGACAUGUGUCUUCCUAAAGGUGAAAACGCAACACUGGAACACCUGGAAGAUGCUGAUCUGCGUUCCACAACAGAUGAUUCGAAGGUCAUUAAAGCAAAGAGCCUGUGGGAGGAGAAUGGAGCUGUGGUCAUGGCCGUACGGCGGCCUGGAUGAUUUUUGUGCAGAGAGGAGGCCUCUGAGCUGUCCUCUCUGAAGCCCCAGCUGGAAGAGCUCGGGGUCCCUUUGGUCGCUGUGGUGAAAGAGAAUGUGGGCACAGAGAUCCAGGACCUCAGACCGCACUUCGCUGGGGACAUCUAUAUAGAUGAGAAGAAACAUUUCUAUGGACCACUCCAGAGAAAGAUGGGAGGGUUAGGCUUUGUCCGCCUCGGGGUGUGGCAGAACUUCAUGCGGGCCUGGAGGUCCGGUUACCAGGGUAACAUGAACGGAGAGGGCUUCAUCCUGGGAGGAGUGUUUGUCAUCGGAGCAGGAGAUCAGGGAAUCCUCCUGGAGCACAAAGAGAAGCAGUUUGGCGAUAAGGUGGACACCGCAGACGUCCUGAAGGCAGCCCAGAAAAUUGUACCGAUGAAAUAGUUUAUCAUUAGAUAAAGAGCAAGAAUACUGGUUUAGAUCAAAGCUACAAUGAACAAAUCAUUUUAACUCAAGUUUUGGUCAAUAAAUGUUUGCAUUGACUAAUAUUAAAUAAAGUAAUAUUAAAUAAUAUUAAUGACAUUAAUACAAUAUACCUCUGUCGUUUGCACAAUGAUUUGCAGAAUGAAUGUUUAUUACAAAUUGAUGCUGUAGUUGUUGAUUAUUUAUCAGACUUAACUCAUUAAGGGACUUUGUUUCAGGUACAUUAAGAUUCAGGUUCAACAAUAGUAAAUACUUAACACUUGAAAAAGAUCCAAACCGCUUAUUCAAUUUAGAGCUUGACGUCAUAUUUGAGUGUAAUUCUAAUUCCUCUGUCCAUCAUAUGUAUCUGUUCUUUUGUUA